AUGGAUUUCAUUCAAGACUUGGAAAGUUUGGAUGGAUUGAUAAAUCUUAGGAUAACCCCGAUCGAAAAUCUAACAACAGACUCGCGGAUCGGGUAUUCAUCUCUUACGCGGGGUCAGAGUAAUUUAUUGCCCCGCGUCUCGGUAUCAAUCGAUAAAUUUCAAAUCGAGUUGAAGUUUGGCUCACAAAGAUACAACAAUUCCACUCGAUUGAUUGAAGAAUUCAACAACAAUGGAGCCCACUUCAAACGAAAUUAUAAAGGAAGUCAAAUUAAUAUGUCGGGAAGCAAUCUCCUCAGGGGAUCAAGAUCAUUAAAUCCGAAAUCUGACCUCAAAACCUGUUUACCUAUGUAUAGAGAAUUAACACCACGGACGAUAAUCAAUGAAUUGGUCAAGAGACUUUCAGUAGAUGAAGUAUAUUUUAAACAAAAAGAAAUCAAAAUGUUAAUCAAGUCUACUGCUGCUUCUACUCUUGAAGAGACGAGUGGUUCGGAUGAUGAAUCAAAGGCAAAAGAAGAUUCUAUCAGUGUCAAACAAUCUUCUCCUGAAGCUCAAGUACCUUCUGAAUCUUCAUCGCAAACGAAACCUAAAUCUAGCGCUAAAGGCCGCAAAUCUACCAAAAAAGAGAAAAUAAAAGAUACAUCAUGUGAACCUCAGGUCUCUGAAAGUUCAAAGCCUAAAAUUGAGCUUACUGCCAGUGAUAGUGGGGAAUCUUCAAAAUCUGAAUCUGUUAAACAAAAGGCACCUCGAAAACGAGGUCCAAAGACGGAAAAGAAGAAUGAAAUCAAAUCAGCGCAGUUUCUCGAUUCCGAUGGUGAGCCCGUGGCCGAAUCACCUCCGACCAUCGCACCACCUUCAAAGGCUAAACGGAAGUCGACUGGUGAGGAUCAUGAAUCAGCACCCCCAGCAAAACAAUCCAAGACAAAAUCGAAAGCAACAAAAUCAGUUGAGUUGUACUUGACACACUCUAAGGCCAUCUUUCAGGAACAAAUAGCUUAUAUACCAGAGUAUAUGCUGCUGUACCUCAUCUACACAGACUAA
Melampsora larici-populina 98AG31 is the source of this 1038-nucleotide messenger RNA. RefSeq lists its product as uncharacterized. The record is from RefSeq and is a predicted model, not a curated record. The transcript has 5 exons. NCBI's taxonomy places the organism in Eukaryota, Fungi, Basidiomycota, Pucciniomycetes, Pucciniales, Melampsoraceae. The coding region runs from base 1 to 1038 and encodes 345 amino acids.